This is a messenger RNA of Zea mays, 1543 nucleotides long. RefSeq names its product C2H2-type zinc finger family protein. Bases 120 to 1220 code for a protein of 366 amino acids. Lineage: Eukaryota; Viridiplantae; Streptophyta; Magnoliopsida; Poales; Poaceae. The transcript has a single exon. The record is from RefSeq and is marked predicted.
CGCAGCUGCAGCGCCAUCCCUUGCCUUCUCCACAAGCAUCACCGGCCAGCCAAGCCUUCCCCUUUGAUCUCCACGCGCGGCCUUCGUCCAUCCUCUCCUCCGGUCGAGGUCGGGGCGCGAUGGGCGGCAGCGGCGUCCAAGAAGAAGAGGCCGGCACACCGCCAGCCAUGGUUGUGCCACCGGUGGUCGUGAAGGGCAAGCGCAGCAAGAGGCAGCGCGUGCACGCGCCGCCGGCUGUGGUGGAGGCGGCGGCGGCGGCGCCUGAGUGGUCGUCAUCUGCGGCAUCGGCUGCCACGGCGCCGGGCGGGGACGACUCGGGGUUAGCGACGGCCACGUCGCCGUCCGCCGCGGACGAGGCUGCGUCCGCCGGGUAUUGCCUCACCAAGGAGGACGAGGACACGGCGCUCUGCCUCAUGCUCCUCGCGCACGGCGAGCCCGCAGUGGCUGGCAAGGACGAUGGCGGCGGGACGGUAGCGGUGGCGGGCAAGGAGGCCAGCAGGUUCAGGAGCCGCCGCCUGGCCGCCAACGACGGCGCUGCCUCCGGCGAGUACGUGUACGAGUGCAAGACGUGCAACAAGUGCUUCCCGUCCUUCCAGGCGCUGGGCGGCCACCGCACCAGCCACAAGAAGCCACGCCUGCUGCUUCCGCCGGUGCCGCCGCAGCCGCCCCAGGAAACGGACCACCUGCUGGCCCCUGCCCCUGCAGCUGCUGUGGAACCAACUGAUACGUCGCCGCCGCCGCCGCCGCCGACGACGACGACGAGAGAAGGGGCCGCCGAUGCAACAGUGCUCGCGAUCCCUGUUGCCGUGGCGCCAAAGCAAGAAGGACAGGACGCGGGCGCCGCCGCCGUUCCCAUCGCGAUCGCCAUCGCCGUGGCCGCGAGCAGCAGCGGCAGCGGCAGCGCCAAGCAACAUCACCCGCGGGUCCACGAGUGCUCCAUCUGCGGCGCCGAGUUCGGGUCCGGGCAGGCGCUUGGCGGCCACAUGCGGCGGCACCGGCCGCUGGUGCCGGCGGCGGCGGCCUCUCGGGACGACCUGCACGCGCCGAGGAAGGAGAAGAGCCUCCUGGAGCUGGACCUGAACUUGCCAGCUCCCUGCAACGAGGCCGAUGCUCCGGAGCUGACGUCCCCACGCUUCGCUUUCGCCGUCGCGGAUCGGCCUCCGGCGCCGCCGCCCUUCCCGCCGGCCACGCCGUCCGCCCUGGUUGACUGCCAUUACUAGUAAAUACAACACACCAAUCAGCCCCUUCUUCUGCUUGGAUCAUCAUUAUCAUCAUACAUAAUUACUACUGCAUACAUACAUAUACAGUGACACACACACAUACACUACACGCCACUUCGUUCCUUGCUUUCUAGAUAUUCUUCUUCUUCUUUCUUCUUCUGUUCUUUGUAUUCUUAGAUCGAUCGGUCUAUUUUGAUUACAUUAUUUUGUUCAUGUUCAUCAAAAGAUUGGGGAUUUGGAACGGGAGAUGUGAAUUAUCGGGUACAGAAACAGAGACGCGUGUGAGAUUUUAUUAAAAGUUCUAUUGAUUCAUUCGUUGAUUU